This is a messenger RNA of Penicillium waksmanii, 534 nucleotides long. RefSeq lists its product as uncharacterized. The record is from RefSeq and is a predicted model, not a curated record. Bases 1 to 534 code for a protein of 177 amino acids. The transcript has 4 exons. Lineage: Eukaryota; Fungi; Ascomycota; Eurotiomycetes; Eurotiales; Aspergillaceae.
AUGCAGUUCAAGAGCCUUCUCGUCACCUCCCUCAUGGCAAUGGGUGCCAUCGCCGCCAAUAAUGGCAGUGAUAUUGCUCCCAGCGUCCAGGGCCGCAUCGCCCAGCUUGAUCUCGGUUUCAAGCAGACCGAUGUGCUGCUGAACAAGUUGAAGAACAACAUCGGUGGAAUCACCGCCGACGACAUCGUUGUCGCCUACAGAGAGGUCGUUGCCCGUGAGGCGACCGACAUGAUGAUGCCCCAGCCUUGGAAGGCUCUGGGGGACUCCCAGCAGAUGGUUAUCUGCCAGUCCUUCCACUCGCUUGCUCUGACUGGCCUAGAUCUGAACGCCGACUUCACCUUCAGCGCCAACUACUUCAACCAGACCCAGCGCCACGAUCUGCAGCACUCCCUGAACAAGGUCACCGAGGAGACUAGCGACUUCGUCAAAAAUGUCGCCAAGACCGCCGUUCCGUACUGCCUGGACAUCAUCCAGGAGGACAACAAGGCGAUCUACAAGUCCAUUCGUGACGCUCGCCAGGCCCUCUCUGCUUAA